Messenger RNA from Haemonchus placei, 1608 nucleotides. The record is from the annotation of a GenBank genome assembly. NCBI's taxonomy places the organism in Eukaryota, Metazoa, Nematoda, Chromadorea, Rhabditida, Trichostrongylidae.
AUGACCACGGCCGAACGGGUCUUUGAAUUCCAAUCGUGCGACUCGUCCAAAGCCCAUCUUACACCUUCACCGACUGGCAUUCCCGUCAGGGCAACAGGUGAGCCUCCUCGAGCUCUUCCGGACGUUGACGUCGUGGAUCCGUACAGCGAAGAUCGUCGCUUAGCAAUGCGGCAGCUGUACGAGGACUACGAGGUUGCCGUUCCAGACGAUGAGAAAAUUCCACCCAAACCACGAUAUAGACCAGCUUCGCCGAUGCCCGAACGUGAGCCCCUCAUCAUAGCACAAUAUGCGGAGCGCUUUCCACGACCUCCAUCAGAGGAGGAUGAAGAACUCGAGUUCUCGCCUGCCGACGAUUUCAAGCCUGUCACAAACAAUCGACCAACGAUACUAACAACGAUACUGCCUCCAGUUCCUUGGACACCUUCAUCACCUGCACCGCCUAUCUCAUCAGUUAGCACUAGUACCCCUAUCACGCCUACAUCCACUAUUGCUGCCACUACCACCACGAUCCAAGCUUCCACCGAGAGCCCUGUUAUGACUACGGCGACAUCGCCAGGAAGGAACCAUGUUGGAAAUAGAAUCAUUACUGAAAUGAAAGUAAUGAAAAAGUCAAGGAUUGCUGAGAAGUCAGAAGAAAGCGACACCACUCAGCGGAGUGCAAGCGGCUCCUCUUCAAACGCGAGUGAUAUAGAAGUUGAAGAUUAUGAUGAAGCUGAGGAUGAAGAAAGAGAGUUUGUACCAGAGCAGAUCCCAGUCAAGUUUACCACGACGUCUUCGAAACCAGUUACUAGCACGUCAGCUACGACUACUAGUGAAAUACCAAGUACCACAACUAUGCAGACGACAUCAGACCUGAGCGCUUCCAAGACGAAAGCCGCCGUCAAUUUGCUGCCAACGAGUAUAUUCUUGGGCUCCCCAAGAAUAAUCGAGAAAGUUCCAGCUGUGCGCACUUCUAAAUUCAGUCGAUCAGGCAGAAAGAAUAAGCUCUCCACCUCAAAGACGAGCGAAUGGAAUAAUACGCUGGGCACAGAAAGUCGCAGACGCAGACUGAAGAAGCUCAAUCGACGAAUACGAGUGAAGUCGAUCCCAUCGAUGCCCAGCAAUGCAUCAAACUUCACAAUUGAGGUCAGUCACAAAAAGAGCAAGGCAGAGUUGCAAAACGAAAUGGACGAGCUGCAAAAGCGAAUCUCAGAAAAGAAGAAACAACUAGCCGAAGUCGUCAAGACGUCGACAACUGAAGCCGAAGUCGUCAAGACGCCGACAACUGAAGCUCCCAUAGAAAAGAUCGAAGGAGACACCGCGAGAGCUCUUUCGUGGAUGUUAGCGACCGUGGAAAAAAUGGUGAAUGAAAAACCAAGCCAACCCAUCUCCGAUGCUGUCGCCGUUGAGAAAGUCGAUAGAGACACUGAGCAGGAAAUUUCGCGACUUCCCUCAGGUGUUGAAGUGAUCUCGGAGCAGGAAUCAUUCAUCCUCAAAGACGAUGCAUCGAGUGAUCCAGUCAUCAAAGUAGACAAGGAGAAGGUCGAUAGAAAACUAGUUCUUCAGCUGAAUGGAGUGACUGGUCGGUGUGUAAUUGUGGAGUCCAGAGCCGAAAAAGCCUAUGCCUAA